AUGGCAAAGGUUGUCAAUGGUAUGAGUGUGCCACAAUUGACGAGAAAAACCAAUUAUGAUAAUUUGUGCCUACAGAUAAAGGCGUUAUUGAGAUCCCAAGACGUUUGGAAUAUGGUGGAAGAAGGGUACGUUGAGCCUGAUGCGGACGAAGAUCAGAUGGUGGCACAGAUAGCAAUAUUGAAGAAAACACAUGCAAGAGAUGGGUCAGCAUUGUAUUUUCUCUACAAUGCAGUAGAUGAGUCGGGAUUCAAAAAAAUAGCGAAUGCCAAAUCAGCAAAGGAAGCCUGGAAGAUAUUGGAGGUUGCGUAUAAAGGUGACAACCGCAUUAAACAAGUCCGAAUACAAGCUCUCAAAGGAGAGUUUGAACAAUUGAAGAAGCCCACAAACAAAGGAGAAGGAGUUGUGAUGAUCAGGUUAAACCCGACGAUCAAGCACUACAGGUACAGUUUGACUCGAAUAAAUCUCGGAUUACUUAGAGUCGAGAUCCUGGCGGCAGAGGAAGAGAAGGCCGAGGACAAGGAUGAGGUGGACGUGGUAGAGGCAAUGAAGAGAGAACCGGUCAGCAGUAUUGGCAUGACUGAGGACAAGGAAAAGGUCGAGGAGAUCAGUCAAAAGUGA
Vigna radiata var. radiata (mung bean) is the source of this 618-nucleotide messenger RNA. RefSeq lists its product as uncharacterized. The coding region runs from base 1 to 618 and encodes 205 amino acids. The record is from RefSeq and is a predicted model, not a curated record. The transcript has 2 exons. Lineage: Eukaryota; Viridiplantae; Streptophyta; Magnoliopsida; Fabales; Fabaceae.